Messenger RNA from Spea bombifrons (plains spadefoot toad), 6023 nucleotides. RefSeq names its product AT-hook DNA binding motif containing 1 (gene AHDC1). The coding region runs from base 409 to 5442 and encodes 1677 amino acids. The record is from RefSeq and is a predicted model, not a curated record. Lineage: Eukaryota; Metazoa; Chordata; Amphibia; Anura; Pelobatidae. The transcript has 5 exons.
GGCUCAGAGACACUCGGCGCAGAGACACGGAGGUGGAGAGAGAUUGGUGGUGAGACCGAAGGAAAUACCGGAGAAAGACCGAGACCGUUUAGACAACACAACGGGGGUUGAAAUUUUGCAUACACCGGGAGAAGCGGCGAGGAGGAAACCGACAGCAGGGGAGGUGCAGCCAAGCAGCACAGAGGGAGCACAGCAAGAGAGAGCCACCUGGAGAGAGAAAGCCGGAUACAGUGACAGCCACACCGAGAGAACCUGGCCCCUGAACAGGCGCGGAUACCUAAAGCCGUGCCUCUGUGAGCCAGACAAGGCUGUACCGGGACUAGAGGCAAAUUUCCGGCAUUAACCUCCCCCGAGGGAAUAGCCAGUUACCGAGGCCCCGCGGACCCCCGGCCCCGGGAUGAUGUGACCAUGCUGACCGUGAGUGGAGCCGGAGCAGCCAUGAGUGGCCGAGAGCAGCAGGAGCCGGCGGGGAGCGAUGUCAGUACUGCAGGCCUUGUUCCCCCAAGCCUGGAAAAUGGAGACUCACCCAGUGAGAGGCGACAGACACACUCAAAGGAUACCGAGCGGGGCCGCAGAGUGACCCUGGUCUGCAGACACCCACGGGCAAGGGACACCAAAUACAGUGGGAGAAUUUCAAAGCAAGAAAAUUCCUCCCUUGUCCAUCAGGAGUCUCAUCUUUGUUCACCUCAAGAGGAGGAUCCACUUUCUCCCCGACACGAGUCCUGGGGCCGGUCCAGCAAUUCUUUUUGCAGACAAACAGGAGGGCCACCAAGAUUGGGUGUUGAUGGAAUCAUUGCACUACUACAGAGCAAAUGUGGCAACGGACGUGUCAAUCUUCAGCCUGUUGUGCGAUUGAUGGAUAUCAUGAAGGACCUUAGCCAGCUGUCCAACAAUCUAAGAUCCAGUGGUGUGCGUUUGGACUGCUCACAUGUUACAAGUUCUGCUUCAGAGCCAGAGGAUGCAGAGCCAGGAUUGCAGUAUAGUUUUUUCUCUUCCCAAAGCCUUGCCUGUGGCCUACGAAGCCCUGAGGAAAAGGCCACAGAACCAAUGGAGAAGGAAGCCAACUCUCUUUCUUCCAACUCAAUGGAAUCUGCCAAUUCUGAUGUCCUUAGAGAACUAGCGGCACUUGCCUGGAUGGACCCACGGCCCACAGAGUGUGAAAGAGAGAAGGAGGGGGUAACGGGCAGGAGACAGGAAGAGAAUGGACUUAAUCCGGAUGAGGUGUCAGGGGAGGGGAAAAGGGAUGAACAGGAAGAAGAAUCUGGGGAGGAGCCAGAUGAAAGUAAAGAGGAGGAGUCAGAGGAGGAGCAGGAAGGAAGUAAACAGGAAGAGGAGUCAGGGGAAGAGCAGGAGGGAAGAGGGCAGGAAGGAGAAUCUGGUGAGGAAAGUAAGAAUGGAGAGGAGUCAUCGGGGGAGGAACAGGAAGGGAAUAAACAGGAAGGGGAGUCAUCAGGUGAAGAGCAGGAGGAAUGUAAACAGGAAGAUGAGUUGUCAGAGGGUGAGCAGGAAGAAGAACAAAAAUUAAAAGAGCACGAGAAUAAGCAAAAGUUGGGGGCAAAAGUAAAAUGGGAAGCAAAGCAGGAAGAGGCUAGGAUAUAUCAGGAUCAGGGUAUGACCAUUAAACAGGAAGAGAGGACAGGGGACAGGAUGGUGGAUAGCAAAGAGGAAACAUCGGAUGAUGAGAGUAGACCAGAUGAUAGGGGAGUCACAAAAGGGCAGAAAUCAACAGAGAGUGGACCUGUGGUGGAAUCACAAUUGGAGACAGAAAUGCCGUGGAUGCUUCCACUCUUUUCUCCCACAUCAGAGACUCUAAGACGAAUGCCAUUUUCUCAUCGUGGGGGUCAUAGAUUUGGAGCUAGAGGUCGCCGAGGGGAUAGGCCUGGUAGAGGCAGAAGAAGGAGGCCUGGCAGGCCACGAGCAUCAGAAAGUAGUCUGUCCCGUGCAUUUGUGAUGCCCCCCUACCAUCGAACACCAGAUGAACCAAGGGCCUACAGACCACAUGAGCACAACACACUUACUAAUACUACACUAAACCAGAAACCCCUUGCAAUACAACCUGCAGAAGAGGGUCCCCCACAGAAGCCAAAGCGACGAGGUGUCCGCAAGAUGGUGGUGAAGAUUGCCAAGAUCCCAAUGCCUAUGGGAAGAAGAAACAAGACCAGCUACAAAGUGUCAUCUUUCAGUAGUACUGUGAGUGUAGAAGGGGGAGAGUUAAUUGGGGGCUCUGGCCCGGGUCCCACAUCCCUCCUGAAAAUGAAGAAUAAUGGACGUAAUGUUGUUAUGGUUUUCCCACCUGGCGAACUACCAAUUAUACUCAAGAGGAGAAGAGGACGCCCCCCCAAAAAUCUAGUGCUAGCACGGGAUACCCCUCCAUUGCUGCCACAGUUACCACCCAACGAGCCAACUGCACCACCCUCUCCAACUCCCCAGCCAUUGCCCUCAUUGACAGAUGGAGAGUUAGUGAAGAAGAGGAGACGGAGGAAGCAGAAGCUGCCAUCCCCUCAGCCUUCCUAUGUGGCAGAGACUAAUGAUAGCAAAUCAGAGUACAGUGAUGUGCUGGCAAAACUUGCAUUCCUGAAUAGGCAAAGUCAAGGGACAGGUCGCACUUCACCACCUCGCUGCUGGACCCCAACCCUGCCAGAAUCUGUGCAUCAGGCCCCUGAAACAAACAAUAUUUCUCAAUAUCUACAUAAAGUACAAGGUUAUCGCAGACGAGGUGGCCGUGGUGGUGGUCCAGGACGUAGAGGAGGUUGUAACAGUCACAAUGCAGAACUGUCUCGCUGUUCCUUUAGUGAAUUCUUUGAGGGCAUUGGAAAAAAGAAGUCAAAGCCAAGGCCUGUUGACCCAUUGAAGCCACGCAAACGGAGACAGCCACGAAUGGAGCCAGACCCGAAUGCUAAACCUAAACGUAAAAGGAGGUCACGAAAAAAUGGGGCUUUGCUUGGUGAUAUGGAAGGAGAGAGUGGCUUUGGUUAUCAGAGUAUAUCUGAUUGGGGAAAUGAGGGCAAAGGAGGACAGUGGCUCUCUCAACUCUCCCACAAUCAGUCAGGUGGUCGGCACUGCAACUACCAAGGACCUGAUCACAGAGGUUUUUCAGCACUGCACAGUGGUUCACCAAAUCGCCCAGGUUACUACACAGGAGCUGGGUCUGUUUCACAGGCUGAAGGAGGAGGGCAGGAUCGACAUGGUCUCUUCACAGGAUACUUCCGCUCCCUCUUGGACUCCGAUGACUCGUCCGAUCUUGUAGAUUUCUCCAUUUCUGCCCAGAGGCAAGAAGCCCGAAAAUCAGCAUCUACUUUUUCUGGAUCAUCUGCUUCCCCAAACCCCAGGGCACUCCAGUCCUUUUCCAGUUCCCGAGGAGCUAAAGCCAGCACUCAAGAUUCACCAUACCAAAGUUCAGCACAGGCCAGGCAACAAUUUCAACCAAGUCGAGGAACUGCAAAUUAUUCAUCACUAACCCAACCAGAAUGUCGUGGAUCAGAUGCCUUCCAGAAGCUGCUAUCACGCUCUCCAACUUCACAACAUGCGGGAGGUUUUGGUCAAUAUGGAGGCUUUCCUGGACCUAGUGGGCAGAGUUUGUCCAGUCAUGGAGUGUUUGCCCCAAACAAACAGUAUCCAGGACCCCCAGACUGUAUAAGCAACAAGGACUGCAGCUUCUCUUACAGUGGUGGGGGCAAUAGCCUCCCUUCAUCACCAGGAAGUGCCCACAGCAGCACAGGAUUUAGCCAACAGCAGCAGCCAACAGUGGGGUCAGGUAUCACUCUUUCCAAAAACACCUUCUUCAACACAUCUGAAAUGCCUAAUUUCCCACCAAUAAGAAGUGAGAGCCGCUCAGCUACGUCUUCACCUGCUGGAUACAUGCUACCUAAAGUUUCUGGGCCACUUUUCCCUGGGGAAAAUAACCGUACCUUUACAGGCUCUACAGCAACAGGGCCGUGGGGCUUCCGACAGGGCUAUGGCCAGGCAGACUGGGGACCUGACAGCUUUGGUCAGCUAUAUGGCCCAGGGUUUGACUGCCACAUGGCAGAGCCCAACGUUAUUCUGGAUAUCAGCAACUAUACCCCACAGAAAGCCAAGCAGAACACAGACAACUUGUCAGAGUCCUCAUCAGACAGCACACAGUAUACACAACCUGGGGCUGGAUAUCGAAGAGCCAAUAGCGAAGCCUCAUCCAGUGAGGGCCAGUCAAGCCUUUCCAGCCUAGAGAAGCUCAUGAUGGAUUGGAAUGAGACAUCAUCUGCCCCAGGGUACAGUUGGAAUCAAAGUGUGCUCUUCCACCAGGCAGCAAAACCAGGCAGAGGGCGAAGGAAGAAAGCCGAUAUGUUUGAACCUUCCCACCAACAUCAUCAUUUGGGAUUCUCUUCAUCAUCUCCCUCCUCUUCCUCCUCCUCUGCAGCUGCACCACCAACAGGCUUUCCCACCAAACGAGGAGGUGGCCCUAGGGGGCCGAGGGGUGGCAGAGGGGGAGGCUGUGCAGCUAGCAAGAAAGAGAGAGGCUCAGGCAAGGCCAAGUUUGCUCCAAAACCACCUGUUCCACCUCCUUCAUCCUCUAUAAGCUCUCUUUUCCAGGAGACCUCAGACCUGGGACUGGACUGUUAUAGUGGGGAUAGUAGCAUGUCACCUCUGCCCUCCCACUCGCGGGCGUUUGGCGUGGGGGAGAGGGAGCCACCUUGUGAUUUCUCUGGACCUUAUUCCAUGAACCCAUCCACCCCUUCUGAUGGCACAUUUGGGUUUCAGAGUGACUCCCCUGGGCUGGGCCCUCCUUCCACAGACUUAGAGCCUGUCAAACACUUUUCCCACAUAACUACAGCUGGCAACACCACCACUGGUGGCCCCCAUGCUCCACCACCACCAGGCUUGGGUUACGACCAUCCCUUACAGGACUCUCCCUUCUCCCCAAACUGCUCCCCUACUCUUGAGCUAAGGCCAGGGGAGGGAAGGAAGCUAGUACCCCCUCCUCACUCAUCCUGUGAUCCCUUGAAGCACAGUCUGCCUCCUCAUUUGCCCUCUUGCCGGGAGCAGCUGCCUCCGCAACCCUCAACUCACCACCGUUAUGAGCCUCCCAGUUGCAAGAAUGCUAGUUACUGGUACCCACCUAGAAGCCCCCCUUAUGAUGGCAAAGGGGGCUUACUCUCAGACUUUAUGGGCAGGAGGGGGGAGGGGGCAUCCUGCCUGAGCCCCCACAUCCCCAGCCCUAAAAGGGACAAAGAGACGCUGGACAUGGUAAGGGGACACCAUAGAACCCCAUACCCUUGCCCACUGCUCAGCGAUAUUACCCACUCCCCAGUGCAGAGAGACUCUAUGGUGCAGCUCCAGGAAACCUAUCGCUAUCCUGCCUUCCCCCCACAGGGUCCCCCUGUUUUGUCCCCACCCAAUCUGAAAGGUGGGUUCCUGGGACCUGAGAAUAUCCCCGAGGACAACUUUACAGUCACCUCCCUUUAGUGGUGGUGGCAAGCCUGGAGUCGUCAGGAGCAGUGGAGGCCAUGGGGCAAGCUCAGACCCUCCUCCCUACUCGGAAGACAGAAGAAAUGCAGUGGGAUCCCCCCUCUGAGCCUGAAACACCUAAAUCAUGUGUGCGCUCCCUCUUCCUUCCUGAGCUCUGGGACCCCCUCUUUUCCUAAAUUUGCCCUUUCAGAAAGUUUUUUUUUUUUCUUUGUUUUUUUUUUUGUUCCUUUUCUUCACAAAACCAGCAAAAAUUGUACAUAAGAUUUUUUUUUAAUGUUUAAAAAACGAAAAUGUGGAGGUGGGGAAUGUUUGGGGGAGGGGUGGGGGAGAGAGUCGUGUUUACGCCUCAUAGCUAGUUGCAUACCAUGCAUUGGCAUCUCUUAGAAGGAAAGGGUAAAAUAACCCCCAGCCCCCCCUCACAAACCCAUAAUCCUGCACCAUUAACUCUAACCUCCCUCCCCUCCCCCAUCAACCGGCUGCACUGAACUUGCGUAUGUAACCUACCACCACCACCCAUCGGCGGUUAAAACUAUUUAUUGUAAAUAACAAGGAUUUCUCAUAAAUUGUGUAUUGUCCAA